CCUCCCUUGUUAAUUUUCCUAUGCUAAAAUCCCUCUCUACAAUUCUCCUGCCCGUAUAACCUAAAGAACCCAACCAACAAUCAUACAGACGAACACCUUUCAUACAAGUACUAAUUACCCAAUAUGAAACCAAUUCUCGCUCCUCUUUACCCUUUCAGCUUGUUUCACCUCUUCGUCACCCUACUGGUGAUCGGAGAGUCCACAACCAUCUACUCUCCAACCGAUGUUAUCAACCUUGAUUGUGGCUCAUCCGGCGACAUGGUCAGUGACUCUGAUUCUCGAACUUGGAGUGGAGAUAUCAACUCAAAGCUUUCCCCUAUAGAAGUUGGUGGUGCAUCCCAAGUUUUGAAAGCACCACGGUCGUCCUCGACGGGCAGCCAAGUACCGUACACCACAGCACGGCUUUCUCGCUCGGAAUUCACUUACCGAUUUCCCGUCAGUCCCGGCCAGAAGUUCAUUCGCCUAUACUUUUACCCAGGCUCAUACAACGCUGACUUCGACCGCUCCAAGUCUCUCUUCUCUGUCAAAGCCGGUGGCUACACCCUUCUCAAAGACUUCAACGCUUCUGUCACUGCAGAUGCUGAAUAUAUUGAGACGAUGCUCAAGGAAUUCUGUAUUAACAUUGAGCCGGAACAACAGAGGCUGAACAUCACAUUCACUCCCAGCAAAGAUGGAUACGCGUUUAUCAACGGGAUUGAAAUUAUGUCCAUGCCUGCCUCUCUUUACUACACUGCAGCCCAAGGCGAUGGACCUACUCUUAUCGGCACCGAAAACCGGUACCCUGUGAAAAACAACACCGCUCUGGAGAAUAUCUACCGAAUCAACGUCGGUGGAGACUGGGUCUCACCGAAUGAAGACACCGGCAUGUACCGCAACUGGGGGUUUGCAAGUACAAAUUUCUACUUAUGGGCUGGUCCAAGUAGAUUUUUCAGAAUUCACCUUCAGCUCAAAUUUGCAAGAAUCCCUAACUACACUGCCCCGAAAGAGGUUUACCGAACCGGCUUGGGGAGCUACAAUCUCACCUGGGGGUUUCCUGUAGAUUCACAUUUUUAUUACCUGGUGAGGCUCCAUUUUUGUGAGAUUGUACCAAAUUAUACGAUGGAUGGAGAUCGUGUGUUUCAGAUUUUUAUAAAUAACCAAACAGCGGAGCAGAAAGCGGACAUAAUCCAAUGGAGUGGAGGAAAUGGGAUUCCCAUAUAUAGAGACUACCUUCUGUUCGUGCCCAGUCGUCCAAACAAGAAGAAAGGUAAAGUUGAUAUCAUUGUUGCACUACAAGCAAAUUCGAAAUCUCGAUAUAAGGCUGCAAUCUUGAAUGGGCUCGAAAUCUUCAAACUGAAUGACACAAACGGCAAUCUCGCCGGACCCAAUCCCGACCCACCACCGCCACGACCUCCACCGCCACCGCCACCACCGCCGUUCUCGAUCCCGACGCAAACGGAAAAACCAAAUGUGAAGUCGAUUCCUAUGCUUGCUAUCCUUGCUGGUGUAGUUUCGGUCUUAUUUGUUCUUUCCCUAGUCGGGUUUUUAGUUUUUAGGCAUGGAAGGAAACUCAAGGACUCCAUCUCCAGCCACAGGAUGACGAGGCUAGCCAUGACCACUGGGUCAUUUUUACCAUCUUAUUUGUGUCGUUACUUUUCACUGGCAGAGAUCAAAGCCGCCACCAAAUACUUCGAUGAUACUUUCAUUAUUGGAGCUGGGGGAUUUGGCAACGUAUACAAAGGAUUCAUCGAUGGUGGAGGCACUCCAGUUGCAAUCAAACGGCUGAAAGCCAUGUCAUCACAAGGGUCCCGCGAGUUUAGGACGGAAAUUGAGAUGCUCUCUCGACUCCGCCACCGCCAUUUGGUGUCUCUUAUCGGAUUUUGUGCCGAUGAAGGUGAGAUGAUCUUGGUGUACGAUUACAUGGCACGUGGGACUCUUCGUGACCAUCUCUACCACACUGAUAAUCCACCUCUUCCAUGGGAACAACGGCUUCAAAUUUGUAUUGGCGCGGCGCAAGGUUUGCACUAUCUUCACACAGGUACCAAGGGCACCAUCAUUCACCGUGACAUAAAGAGCACAAACAUAUUAUUGGAUGAGAAAUGGGUGGCCAAGGUUUCAGAUUUUGGGUUGUCAAGAAAGGGCACAAUCACCGUGUCCAAGACCCACAUUAGCACGAAGGUGAAGGGUAGUUUUGGAUAUCUUGACCCGGAUUACUAUCGACGUCAACAAUUAACUGAGAAGUCUGAUGUGUACUCCUUCGGUGUAGUGUUGUGUGAGGUAUUGUGUGGAAGGCCAGCAAUAACAACUGUAAAGAAUAAUCGAGUUGGCUUAGCUGGAUGGGCCAAGAAGUGUCAUCGUAAUGGGAAACUUGAUCAAAUUAUUGAUCCAAAUUUAAACGGUAAGAUUGCGGCACGAUGCUUGCAAAAAUUUGUUACCAUGGCGAUGAAUUGCAUAGAUGAUAAUGGAGUCAAUCGACCUUCAAUGGAUAAUGUUGUGAGAGGGCUUCAAUUUGCAUUGCAGUUGCAACAGAACAAUGAGGAUUAUAUUGAUUACGUUGAAAGGACGCAUGAAGAUAAGAUUGUUUCGAUCAAGGACAAUGAAGGGUCCAGUGAACAAGAUUAUGGGGCGAACGAAUCCGUGCAAGGGUUGACUGGGACGAUCUUCUCUGAGAUCAUUGAUCCGGUUGCCAAUAUGAAACCGAUUCUCGCUCCUCUUUACCCUUUCAGCUUGUUACUCCUCUUCGUCACCCUACUGGUGACCGGAGAGUCCACAACCAUCUACUCUCCAACCGAUGUUAUCAACCUGAAUUGUGGCUCAUCCGGCGACCUGGUCUAUGAAUCUCAAACUUGGAGUGGAGAUAUCAACUCAAAGCUUUUCCCUAUAGAAGUUGGUGGUGCAUCCCAAGUUUUGAAAGCACCACCGUCGUCCUCCACGGGCAGCCAAGUACCGUACACCACAGCACGGCUUUCUCGCUCGGAAUUCACUUACCGAUUUCCCGUCAGUCUCGGCCAGAAGUUCAUUCGCCUAUACUUUUACCCAGGCUCAUACAACGCUGACUUCGACCGCUCCAAGUCUCUCUUCUCUGUCAAAGCCGGUGGCUACACCCUUCUCAAAGACUUCAACGCUUCUGUCACUGCAGAUGCUGAAUAUAUUGAGACGAUGCUCAAGGAAUUCUGUAUUAACAUUGAGCCGGAACAACAGAGGCUGAACAUCACAUUCACUCCCAGCAAAGAUGGAUACGCGUUUAUCAACGGGAUUGAAAUUAUGUCCAUGCCUGCCUCUCUUUACUACACUGCAGCCCAAGGCCAUGGGCCUAGUUUUAUCGGCACCGGAAACCGGUACCCUGUGAAAAACAACACCGCUCUGGAGAAUAUCUACCGAAUCAACGUCGGUGAAUACCCACUCUCACCGAAUGAAGACACCGGCAUGUUCCGCACCUGGGAUUACGACUUCUACUUAUUGGAUUAUUCAAAUUUCGGGUCGACAACAUCCAGAUUUGACCUUCAGCUCAAAUUUGCAAGAAUCCCUAACUACACUGCCCCGGAAGGGGUUUACCGAACCGGCAUGGAGAGCUACAAUCCCAUCUGGGGGUUUCCUGUAGAUCCACAAUUUAAUUCCCUGGUGAGGCUUCAUUUUUGUGAGAUUGUACCAAAUUAUACGAUGGAUGGAGAUCGUGUGUUUCAGAUUUUUAUAAAUAACCAAACAGCGGAGCAGAAAGCGGACAUAAUCCAAUGGAGUGGAGGAAAUGGGAUUCCCGUAUAUAGAGACUACCUUCUGUUCGUUCCCAGUCGUCCAAACAAGAAGAAAGGUGAAGUUAAUAUCAUUGUUGCACUACAAGCAAAUUCGAAAUCUCGAUAUAAGGAUACAAUCUUGAAUGGGCUCGAAAUCUUCAAACUGAAUGACACAAACGGCAAUCUCGCCGGACCCAAUCCCGACCCGCCACCACCUCCACCGCCACCUCCACCGCCGCCUCCACCGCCUCCACCGCCACCACCGCGAACACCGCCGUUCUCAAUCCCGACACAAACGGAAAAACCGACUUUGAUUCCUAUGCUUGCUAUCCUUGCUGGUGUAGUUUCGGUCUUAUUUGUUCUUUCCCUUGUCGGGUUUUUAGUUUUGAGGCGUGGAAGAAAACUCAAGGACUCCAGCUCCAGCCACAGGAUGACGAGGCCAGCCAUGACCACUGGGUCACAUUUACCAUCUUAUUUGUGUCGUUACUUUUCACUGGCAGAGAUCAAAGCCGCCACCAAAUACUUCGAUGAUACUUUCAUUAUUGGAGCUGGGGGAUUUGGCAACGUAUACAAAGGAUUCAUCGAUGGUGGAGGCACUCCAGUUGCAAUCAAACGGCUGAAAGCCAUGUCAUCACAAGGGUCCCGCGAGUUUAGGACGGAAAUUGAGAUGCUCUCUCGACUCCGCCACCGCCAUUUGGUGUCUCUUAUCGGAUUUUGUGCCGAUGAAGGUGAGAUGAUCUUGGUGUACGAUUACAUGGCACGUGGGACUCUUCGUGACCAUCUCUACCACACUGAUAAUCCACCUCUUCCAUGGGAACAUCGGCUUCAAAUUUGUAUUGGCGCGGCGCAAGGUUUGCACUAUCUUCACACAGGUACCAAGGGCACCAUCAUUCACCGUGACGUAAAGAGCACAAACAUAUUAUUGGAUGAGAAAUGGGUAGCCAAGGUUUCAGAUUUUGGGUUGUCGAGAAAGGGCACAAUCACCGUGUCUAAGACCCACAUUAGCACGAAGGUGAAGGGUAGUUUUGGAUAUCUUGACCCGGAUUACUAUCGACGUCAACAAUUAACUGAGAAGUCUGAUGUGUACUCCUUCGGUGUAGUGUUGUGCGAGGUAUUGUGUGGAAGGCCAGCUAUAACAACCGUAGAGAAUAAUCGAGUUGGCUUAGCUGGAUGGGCUAAGAAGUGUCAUCGUAAUGGGAAACUUGAUCAAAUUAUUGACCCAAAUUUAAACGGUAAGAUUGCGGCACGAUGCUUGCACAAAUUUGUUACCAUGGCGAUGAAUUGCAUAGAUGAUAAUGGAGUCAAUCGACCUUCGAUGGAUGAUGUUGUGAGAGGGCUUCAAUUUGCAUUGCAGUUGCAACAGAACAAUGAGGAUUAUAUUGAUUACGUUGAAAGGACGCAUGAAGAUAAGAUUGUUUCGAUCAAGGACAAUGAAGGGUCCAGUGAACAAGACUGUGGGGCGAACGAAUCCGUGCAAGGGUUGACUGGGACAAUCUUCUCUGAGAUCAUCGAUCCGAUUGGUAGAUAAUAGACGAGCAACAUUGUUAACAAGAUGAGAGCAAUCUUCGUAGAAUAAUAGGAGCAUCUAUACGUGUAUUAUAUCAGUUGUCAUAUAAGAUGGAAUGCAUGUGUGACCUAAAAAAGUGGCGAUCAUAUAAUCUAUCAAUAAUUUCAACUCAAUUGUUAUGUUAGUAAUCCUAUGCAUGAGUUUAGGAAAUGUGAAAGUCUUGUGCGUCUUUGUUGAAUGCAAGGGGCCGCGUGGUGCUGCGGUUUCUUAAAUAAUGGUUCUGCUAAAUGCUU
Messenger RNA from Rosa rugosa (rugosa rose), 5510 nucleotides. RefSeq lists its product as uncharacterized. The record is from RefSeq and is a predicted model, not a curated record. The transcript is spliced from 2 exons. Gene Ontology annotation, biological process: protein phosphorylation. Lineage: Eukaryota; Viridiplantae; Streptophyta; Magnoliopsida; Rosales; Rosaceae. Gene Ontology annotation, molecular function: protein kinase activity; ATP binding. The coding region runs from base 124 to 5238 and encodes 1704 amino acids.